AUGACACUAACAUCAGGUGGGUGUGAACGACGACGGCCUGAUACAGUACAUGGAGCUGACUUACUACUCCGAUUGCGGCGUCAACUACAACGACACGACGGCGGCGGGCGUGGCGAGCGCGCUCGCGAACUUGUACGCGAGCGGCACGUGGAGCGUGCGCGGCUACAGCGUGCUCACCGACAAGCCCGCCAACACGUGGUGCCGGUCGCCGGUUCUGAACUCGGUACAACAGAAGCGAUAGCAAUAAUGGAACAUAUAAUGGAACGAAUCGCUCACGCCACCGGAAAGGACCCAAUCGACGUGCGAAUAACAAAUUUGGACCCCGAACAUAUCAGUAUCAAAGAUAUGAUAGAUUCAUUCAAAAGAGACACGGAUUACGACGAGCGUAGAACUCAAAUUGCCAAGUACAAUGCGGAUAACGCAUGGAAAAAGAAAGGCUUGAAGUUAGCCAUCAUGUGUUUCCCAAUAUCGUACGAAUGGAAUAUACCGUCGACGGUGUCUGUUUACCACGGGGAUGGGACAGUGUCCGUGUCCCACGGGGGGAUAGAGAUGGGACAGGGGAUAAACACGAAGGUGGCACAAGUUUGUGCGUACACUCUAAAAGUGCCGCUGGAGAAAGUAACGGUGUUGGGGACGGAUAGUUUUGUGUCUCCCAACUCUGUGGUCAGCAGCGGCAGUGUGGCGAGUGAAUGUGUCGCGUAUUCUACUAUCAAAGCUUGCGAGGAUCUGCUGAGGAAAUUGGAACCAGCCAGGAAUGGACCUGAUCAGUCCUGGGAAGAUGUCGUUAAGAAAGCUUAUGAAAAAGGCAUAAAUCUGCAGAGUAACUACAUGAUGUCACAAACUGUAGACAAACUCAAACCCUAUAACGUAUACGGCGUAUGUGUGGCUGAAGUGGAACUUGACGUACUGACUGGUAGACAUGAGGUGACCAGGGUGGACUUCCUUGAAGACGUAGGCAUCAGCCUGAGUCCAGAUAUUGAUGUUGGACAGGUAUACAUAUUUUUUUAUUGAUUUAAUUGGUCAUUUCAAUAAAUUCGUUGCUUAUUAUGUUAUAUAUUUUUGUCAAUAUACCUAGUUUGUAUACUGAUAACGUUUCUUUUUUGUUUUGCAAAAUAAAACGAUAAAAAAAUUUUUCGCCUAAUUCUAGCAUAUGCAUUAUAACAGCUUGCCUGUUAUAACCACUUGUCUUAUAAAUAUUAUUGUAAAUGCAAAAUUUGUCAAUUAUAGUCAGGGUUCGGAGUGAUAAUCGUUCCCAG
This is a messenger RNA of Diatraea saccharalis (sugarcane borer), 1256 nucleotides long. NCBI's taxonomy places the organism in Eukaryota, Metazoa, Arthropoda, Insecta, Lepidoptera, Crambidae. The record is from the annotation of a GenBank genome assembly.